This is a messenger RNA of Castor canadensis (American beaver), 2394 nucleotides long. Its product is annotated as disintegrin and metalloproteinase domain-containing protein 1-like. Gene Ontology annotation, cellular component: sperm head plasma membrane; plasma membrane; external side of plasma membrane. The record is from RefSeq and is a predicted model, not a curated record. Lineage: Eukaryota; Metazoa; Chordata; Mammalia; Rodentia; Castoridae. Gene Ontology annotation, molecular function: metalloendopeptidase activity. Gene Ontology annotation, biological process: male gonad development; binding of sperm to zona pellucida; proteolysis.
AUGUCAGUGAUGGCCUCAGUGAGACACUUGGUCUCCUUCCUGUGCUUUCUACAGAAACUCCAGGUGGCUUUGAAUGAGGCUUGGGGAGUGCUUCAGACUUGGGCUCCCCAGAUGAAGGGUCUGAGGCUGGCGCUAAUGCCGGGGCAUUCUCGUGUCAGGAUGGUAGCCACGUUGCUCUUAGGGAUCAUUUUUCUCCCAAACAUACACUGUGACAUGGAAUCGGUGCAUUACUCUUCCUACGAAAUAAUCAUCCCCGAGAGUCUGACGCCCAUGGAAAGUGAGGACCCAGUACAAAAGGCAUCCUAUAUGCUACUUAUGCAAGGCCACGAGCAGGUGGUUCACCUGAGGUUGAAGAGAGACUAUUUUGUGGAUAACUUUCCCAUCUACAGUUACCACAAUGGCAUCCUGGGAAAAGAAAUGCCCUUCAUGUCACAAGACUGCCACUAUGAAGGCUACAUAGAAGGAGUGCCGCAGUCUUUUGUCUCUGUUAACACCUGUUCAGGCCUCAGGGGCCUCCUGAAUAUGGAGAAAACAUCCUAUGGCAUUGAGCCCGUGCUCUCUUCCAAGCGCUUUGAACACGUCCUAUACACCAUGGCACAUCAAGCUCGAGUCUCCUGUAAUGUCACCUCCAAAGACAGCCAGGUGGUGUCCGCCAACCAGCAACAAGGGAGCAGGAAGCCUCCUAACCUACGGGCGCUGUCCUACUUGUGGUCACACACCAAAUACGUGGAGAUGUUUGUCGUGGUCAACAACCUGCGGUUCCAGAUGUGGGGCAGCAACAUCAACGAGACAGUCCGGGGAGUAGUGGACAUCAUUGCUCUGGCCAACGGUUUCACUAGGGGAAUAAACACAGAGGUGGUGCUGGCUGGAAUGGAGAUCUGGACUGAGGGGGACCUGAUAGAGGUCCCAGAGGACCUGCAAGUUACACUGAGGAGUUUCAAUAGCUGGAGACAAGAGAGGCUCUUCCACCGAGUGAAGCACGAUGUUGCCCACAUGAUCGUUGGACAGCAUCCUGGAGGGCACACGGGCCAGGCAUUUCUCAACGGUGCCUGUUCAAGUGGUUUUGCGGCAGCUGUGGAGUCCUUCCACCAUGAAGACGUCCUCCUGUUUGCAGCACUCAUGGUCCAUGAGCUCGGGCACAACCUGGGGAUCCGGCAUGACCACUCGGCCUGCAUUUGUAAAGAUAAGCACUUUUGCCUCAUGCGUGAAAAUAUUACUAAGGAAAGUGGCUUCAGCAACUGCAGCGCUGACUACUUCUACCAUUUCCUUCAUGAACACAAAGGGGCUUGCCUGUUUAACAAGCCACGUCACAAAAGCCGCAAGCGCAGGGCUUCCACUUGUGGAAAUGGUGUGGUGGAGGACUCGGAGCAGUGUGACUGUGGCAGUGCCUGUGACGGUCACCCAUGCUGUGAACCAACAUGUACACUGAAGGAGGGUGCAAAUUGUAGUAACGAAAUCUGUUUUCAAUGUCAAUUUCGAAUGAAGGGACACAUAUGCCGUAAUCCUGAUGGAGAAUGUGACCUUCCGGAAUAUUGUGAUGGUACUUCUGCAGAAUGUCCAGCAAACAGACACAAACAAGACUGGACAACGUGUCUUGUAAAUUUUUUCUGUCGUAAUGCUCAAUGCAUGGACCCUAGUCAACAAUGUGCACGUGUUUUUGGGUUGAAUUCAAAGUCUGCCAAAAGAUGUUACAGAUCUGCGAACAGCAAAGGGAACCGAUUUGGAAACUGUGGCCGUUCCUCUCCAACGGAGUAUGUUCAGUGUUCAGAGGAGAAUAUACUGUGUGGGAAACUUAUAUGUACAAAUGUUAAUUUCUUACCACCAAUUAAGCCUCAUCAUACACUAAUUCAGAUGCCACAUGGAGAUGACUGGUGCUGGAGCAUGGAUGCCUUUAAAAAUGAAGAUAUCCCUGAUGAAGGAGAUGUGCAAAGUGGCAUUUCUUGUGGCAUUAACAAAACUUGCACGAAUUUCUUUUGUGAUAAAAUUCCUGACACCACACUUGCCUGCAAUCCCAAUGAACUGUGUAAUGGAAAAGGAGUUUGUAAUGAUUUAGGGCACUGCCACUGUGACCCUGGUUUUGCACCUCCUGACUGCAAAGAUGAAGGAAAUGGGGGUAGCGUGGACAGUGGUCCACCUGGUAAGCCAGAGAAUGAAUAUCCAGAAGUUGAUCAAAAUGAUGUUAGUACUACCAAUACAAAAGACUCAAAGCCAGACUGGAAAAUACAACUUAUUCUCGCAUUUUUGAUACUACUCCUAUUAGGUGCAAUUAUUGGGGUAGUCUACUAUGUUGAAACUCUAAAGUCAGAAAAGGCUCCAGAGAGCACCCCAUCAGAAGAGGCCUCAAAAGAAGGGGAAGAAGAAGAGGAAAAGGAAGAGGAUGAGUCAGAGUCAUAA